Molecule: messenger RNA, 1808 nt
Organism: Dermacentor albipictus
Lineage: Eukaryota; Metazoa; Arthropoda; Arachnida; Ixodida; Ixodidae
Source: RefSeq, a predicted model, not a curated record
AUGUCUACUUCCUCUCGUGUCAGCACUCAAGACAAGACAAUUCGCAAGCUCUUGACCAUCGAAGACCAGCUGUUAUUGACACUCAUGAGGCUUAGACUUGGCCUCCUUUGUGGAGAUUUAGCAAGACGGUUCGAGGUCUCUGUAGCUUAUGUUUCUAGAACAUUUUCGAGAGUGCUGGACGACCUGGUGAAGAUCAUGCAAGAAGUUGUUGUGUGGCUUCCCCGCUCAAGGUUGCGGGCAAGCGUGCCUGAGAGUUUCAGAAACAGCGAGUACAGUCAUACAACAUGCAUAUUCGACUGCACUGAAGCACUAAUGCAAAGGCCACGGAAACUGAUGGCCAGAUCCCAAAGUUACAGCCAAUACAAGGGUGCAAACACGAUGAAAUUUCUUACCGUCAUAGCACCAAAUGGAUUUAUAAUGUUUGUGUCAGAUGUGUAUGGAGGCAGGGCAUCAGACAAAUACAUUGUAAAGACAUGUGGAGUAGAAGAGUACCUCCUUCCAGGUGAUGAGAUAAUGGCAGACCGUGGUUUCAAGCUUGACCCUUAUCUUGAGGCUCAAGGGAUUAAAAUGAACAGGCCUGCAUUUACAAAAGGAAAGGAUCAGCUACCUGAAAGUGAAGUCACCGAAACUAGGCGCAUCGCAUCGCUACGAAUUCAUGUUGAGCGGGCAAUCAACCGAAUCAAGACGUACAGAAUUUUCAAGCAAGUACUGCCCAUCAAGUCAAGAAAGUAUGCCAGCAAAAUUGUCCUUGUUUGUGCAGGACUCUGUAACCUUAAACGCCCGCUCAUCAACGAACAGACAAAAGCAUAAAUGUCCCGUGUGUACUUUAAUUUAGCCUUAAGCACUCUGAGAAGCGAGUAGGGUAAACUUCACUAAUGCCGUUUUAAAGCGAAAGCUUUAUUGGCCUGGACUUGCAAUCAAGAUUAACCAAGGCUAACCAUGCUAUGCCUUAGCUUUUGCUACGUAUAUACUGGCAUAGCCGAGCUAAGCCACUGCCAAUUUUUUUGUAACCUCACUGGUUUCGUACCUGUGAAGCUUAUGGAAGUGAUUUGAAGCCAAGGUGUUAAAAUGUGGUUGAAUGUUUUUUUAUUCAUUCAAUAUACUUGGAUGGCUCCAAUGAAGCAGACAUUAUGAACAAAUAAAAUUUCACUUGCUCAUCACAAAUUGCAAAUCUCGUCAUACUUUUUGCACAUAGCCAGCUUUUUCUUAUAAUGUAGGUCCUCAAGGUGAGGCAGGAGAUGCAAAAAGUAGAAUGUUUUGAGCCUCUUCAAGUUCUGUUCAAUGUACCGUGUGUCAAUAGGCACAUUUACAAUGACAUCACUUUCAGCCGACCACACAUAAAAAUAGCAGGUGCUUUUGCCACAGCAAAACAUGGUAAACUGCACUUGGUCAUAGUAACCAUUUUUGCCACCUGGACAAAGCACAGGUUCCCCAUUCACAAGCUUAACAUCAUAUUUUCCCUUUUCAAUUAAUACCGUGCAAUCUGAAACUGUGGGACACUUGAUCUCAACUAGAGCAUCAUCAGCACAGAUGCCAUCAGGGCUUGCAGACAGCCAAGGAUGUGUACUGCUCACUACCAUACCCGACUGCGCUACAGCCAAACCAGUCUUCCUCGUAAAUGCUACUCUUGCAAUGGCUUCAUACUUCAGCCCAUGCUUUGUGGCAGCAUUACCGGUAAAGCCUGAAUUUGAAAGCGCAGAAACAGCUUUCGAGGGAUCAGUGCUUUCCCUUUUAGGAACCCGCUUCACAUUUGAUGCAGUUAUGCGAAGGCGCCUGGCCAUGCGCCAUAGCGGGCACCCCUGUUCCCU